UAGUAUAACAGCAAUAUCUAUAAGAGCAAAAUUUUGAGAAGUUGAGGAUGAUAUUUCUUGUUGUUUUAUUUUUGGUUAUUUGUCAAGUGGGUGCAACGUUGAAGAUCGAUGCAUAUGAGGGAUAUGCCUACAUAGCAAAUUUCUCCUGCAAUCGGGACCAAGAACUUGUGACUAGAACUGUACAGAUUGGAAGAGUGCAAUCACCUUGCUAUGACGGUACAAGCAUAAAUUACCCGAAAGAGUUGACUUCUGGAUUCAAACUAGUCGAUAUCACAUUCGACAGUGUAUAUAUAUAUGGAUAUCGACUUACGAUUCUUGACUUUCAACUGGCGAGCAGUGACAGACUUUACAUUGGUUCAGGUACGGAAAAAGAUGGAUUGAAUACCCUGGCUAUCAGAAAUGUUACAUUUACAUCCAAUUCUACCACUGAUGGUUUGAUAUAUGUUCAAGACGUUGAAGACGGGCCUAUCGUCGAUGUGUUGAAUUUAGCCGGAAGAAACACGUAUGACUUGCAAAACUAUGAGACGGCUAUUAUGGACUUUUACACCGUUGAUGACACAAUUGGGGGACGAGGUUUUCUCAUUGAUUAUGAAGCAGACAUUAAUAAGUGUUUGUAUACUGGUGCUGAUAUUUAUUGCAUGAAUGGAGGAACUUGCUCAAGAACAGGUUUCAAUACAGCGUCUUGUGCUUGCACACCAGCCUGGACUGGUUCGAGAUGUGAAACUGAUGUGAACGAAUGUGAUACAACAUCACCUGAACACAACUGUGAUGCGAACGCAAACUGCGCAAAACUUGAUGGCGGUUUUACUUGCACAUGCAAAACUGGUUUCACCGGCAACGGAACACAUUGCGAAGAUAUUAACGAGUGUCCUGAUGGGGUCAAUACCCAUCUGUGUGCUCUAACCGGAACAUGCGCAAACAAGCCAGGCGGAUACGACUGUACCUGCAACAUCGGGUACGAAAAUGGAGCAUAUGGUCCUUGCUCUAAUAUCAACGAAUGCCGCAGAAAUACGGAUAAUUGUGACACGAACGCAGAUUGUGCAGAUACAGUGGGAAGUUUCACUUGUGCAUGCAAAACAUUUUAUACUGGAAAUGGAACCACCUGCGUUGAUAUUGACGAGUGUGCUAUGGGAACUCACGCUUGUGGUGAUACCGGCACUUGCGUCAAUAAAGUUGGUGGAUACAACUGUUCGUGUAAUUCUGGGUACGAGGGUGGUAUUGGUGGACCGUGUACAGAUAUCAAAGAAUGUAAUUCACCAACUACGAAUGCCUGCAGCGCUCAAGCGGAUUGUACCGAUACCAUCGGAAGUUACGUAUGUGCUUGCAAGACAGGUUACACAGGAGACGGAAAAACUUGUAACGAUAUCAACGAAUGUACAAGCAAUACACACAUCUGUCACGAUAAAGCAGAUUGUGCUAACAACAACGUGAGUUUUACAUGCACGUGCAAGACAGGAUACACAGGGACUGGAACAAUUUGUACAGAUAUCAAUGAAUGUGUAAUUGACACAGACAAUUGUCACAACGAUGCAAAAUGCACAAACAAUGAUGGAAGUUUUACUUGUGCUUGCGAAACCGGGUUUACGGGAGACGGAUUCAACUGCGCAGACAAUGACGAGUGUACACUCAAGACGGACAAUUGCCAUUCGAAUGCAACAUGUGGAAACACUUUCGGUAGCUUCACUUGCACAUGCAAGACUGGGUAUACUGGAAAUGGAAUCGAAUGUACCGAUCAGAACGAGUGCGACACCAGCCCGUGCGACACGAAUGCUGCUUGUACCAACAACGAUGGCUCAUUCGCUUGUGAAUGCAAUUCCGGCUUCACUGGAAACGGAUUUACGUGCACGGCAAAUUUCUCCUGCAAUCGGGACCAAGAACUUGUGACUAGAACUGUACAGAUUGGAAGAGUGCAAUCACCUUGCUAUGACGGUACAAGCAUAAAUUACCCGAAAGAGUUGACUUCUGGAUUCAAACUAGUCGAUAUCACAUUCGACAGUGUAUAUAUAUAUGGAUAUCGACUUACGAUUCUUGACUUUCAACUGGCGAGCAGUGACAGACUUUACAUUGGUUCAGGUACGGAAAAAGAUGGAUUGAAUACCCUGGCUAUCAGAAAUGUUACAUUUACAUCCAAUUCUACCACUGAUGGUUUGAUAUAUGUUCAAGACGUUGAAGACGGGCCUAUCGUCGAUGUGUUGAAUUUAGCCGGAAGAAACACGUAUGACUUGCAAAACUAUGAGACGGCUAUUAUGGACUUUUACACCGUUGAUGACACAAUUGGGGGACGAGGUUUUCUCAUUGAUUAUGAAGCAGACAUUAAUAAGUGUUUGUAUACUGGUGCUGAUAUUUAUUGCAUGAAUGGAGGAACUUGCUCAAGAACAGGUUUCAAUACGGCGUCUUGUGCUUGCACCCCAGCCUGGACUGGUUCGAGAUGUGAAACUGAUGUGAACGAAUGUGAUACAACAUCACCUGAACACAACUGUGAUGCGAACGCAAACUGCGCAAAACUUGAUGGCGGUUUUACUUGCACAUGCAAAACUGGUUUCACCGGCAACGGAACACAUUGCGAAGAUAUUAACGAGUGUCCUGAUGGGGUCAAUACCCAUCUGUGUGCUCUAACCGGAACAUGCGCAAACAAGCCAGGCGGAUACGACUGUACCUGCAACAUCGGGUACGAAAAUGGAACAUAUGGUCCUUGCUCUAAUAUCAACGAAUGCAGCAGAAAUACGGAUAAUUGUGACACGAACGCAGAUUGUGCAGAUACAGUGGGAAGUUUCACUUGUGCAUGCAAAACAUUUUAUACUGGAAAUGGAACCACCUGCGUUGAUAUUGACGAGUGUGCUAUGGGAACUCACGCUUGUGGUGAUACCGGCACUUGCGUCAAUAAAGUUUGUGGAUACAACUGUUCGUGUAAUUCUGGGUACGAGGGUGGUAUUGGUGGACCGUGUACAGAUAUCAAAGAAUGUAAUUCACCAACUACGAAUGCUUGUAGCGCUCAAGCUGACUGUAAUGAUACCAUUGGAAGUUACGUAUGUGUUUGUAAGACAGGUUACACAGGGGACGGAAGAACUUGUAACGAUAUCAACGAAUGUACAAGCUAUACACACAUGUGUCACGAUAAAGCAGAUUGUACUAACAACAACGGGAGUUUUACAUGCACGUGCAAAACAGGAUACAUUGGGACUGGAACAACUUGUACAGAUCAGAACGAGUGCGACACCAGCCCGUGCGACACGAAUGCUGCUUGUACCAACAAUGAUGGCUCAUUCGCUUGUGAAUGCAAUUCUGGCUUCACUGGAAACGGAUUUACGUGCACGGACGAUGAUGAAUGCACAUUGAAAACGGACAACUGCAAUACACGUGCUACAUGCACGAAUAUUCUCGGAAGCUUCAGAUGUGCUUGCAAAACCGGGUUUACCGGAGAUGGAGUAACUUGUGAAGGUUCAACGUUGAAGAUUGACGCAUAUGGAUUUGCCUACAAAGAUGCGAUCGGGAAUGGAACUAUCAAAUUUUUCAGUUCUGAAGCAGAAGCUUUGAAAGCUAUUUACAACUUGACAAAUGAGAUGACAAUUUAUGAAAUAAGUGGAUCUGGAGAUAGUGAUGGACUUAAUGCAACAGAAGUCAAAAGCUCAACGAAAGCUUGCCUCGAAAAAGUGUGCGGGAAUUAUGCCGAUUGUGUACCAUUGAAUUCAUUCGUUUUCAUCUGCCGUUGUGCCGCUGGCUUUGACUCUUUUUUGAGCAAUUCAACCUUUGCAUGUAAAGAUAUAAAAGAAUGUAAUUCACCAACUACGAAUGCCUGCAGCGCUCAAGCGGAUUGUACCGAUACCAUCGGAAGUUACGUAUGUGCUUGCAAGACAGGUUACACAGGAGACGGACUUGUAACUUGUAACGAUAUCAACGAAUGUACAAGCUAUACACACAUCUGUCACGAUAAAGCAGAUUGUACUAACAACAACGGGAGUUUUACAUGCACGUGCAAAACAGGAUACAUUGGGACUGGAACAACUUGUACAGAUAUCAAUGAAUGUGCAAUUGACACAGACAAUUGUCACAAAAUUGCAAAAUGCACAAACAAUGAUGGAAGUUUCACUUGUGCUUGCGAAACCGGGUUUACGGGAGACGGAUUUAACUGCGCAGACAAUGACGAGUGUAUACUCAAGACGGACAAUUGCCAUUCGAAUGCAACAUGUGGAAACACUUUCGGUAGUUUCACUUGCACAUGCAAGACUGGGUAUACUGGAAAUGGAAUCGAGUGUACCGAUCAGAACGAGUGCGUUACCAGCCCGUGUGACACGAAUGCUGCUUGUACCAACAACGAUGGCUCAUUCGCUUGUGAAUGCAAUUCCGGCUUCACUGGAAACGGAUUUACGUGCACGGACGAUGAUGAAUGCACAUUAAAAACGGACAACUGCAAUACAAGUGCUACAUGCACGAAUAUUCUCGGAAGCUUCAGAUGUGCUUGCAAAACCGGGUUUACAGGAGAUGGAGUAACUUGUGAAGUUGAAGAUGUUAUUUCUUGUUGUUUUAAUUUGGUUACUUGUCAAGUAGGUUCAACGUUGAAGGUUGACGCAUAUGGAUUUGCCUACAAAGAUGCAACCGGGAAUGACACUAUCAAAUAUUUCAGUUCUGAAGCAGAAGCUUUGAAAGCUAUUCACAACAUGACAAAUGAGAUGAGAAAUUAUGAAAUAAGUGGAUCUGGAGAUUCUGAUGAACCCAAUGCUACAGAAGUAAAAAACUCAACGGAAGCUUGCCUCGAAAAAGUGUGCGGGAAUGAUGCCGAUUGUGUACCCUUGAAUUCAUCCGUUUUUAUCUGCCGCUGCGCUACUGGAUUUGAUUCCGUUUUGAGCAAUUCAACCUUUGCAUGUAAAGAAAACGAAUGCUUAAGAAGAACACAUAAUUGCAGUAUCAAUUCAGUUUGCAAUAACACUGAUGGUGGAUAUGAAUGUUCAUGCAAUGACGGUUUCAUUGGUGACGGAUACAAUUGUAUCGAUGUAGAUGAAUGCAUGUCUGCUGAUAAAAAAUGCCACAGCAAUGCUCCAUGUUUCAACACCCCUGGAAGUUACGAAUGCAAGUGUAAAUCGGGUUACACUGGGAAUGGGAUCAACUGCAAUCUCAUUAAUGCAUGUGAAAAAUUAGGAAAUUGUGAUUUUUGUUGGAAAAAUGCGGGCGGAGUAGAAUGUAUUUGCAAUGAAGGAUACUCGGGUUCGGUAGAGUAUGGCGGGAAUGAUCAAUAUUUCACACAACACCACUAUGGUUAUAACAACAUUACUUGUUCUCGGUUUCUUUACAACUGUUCAUUUGAAAACGAUCGCUGUCAGUGCAGUCAAACUCUCAGAGAAAUAAAUACUUAUUGCUUCAAAGUUGACCAAUGUACAUCAGGGCAGCAUGAUUGUGACGAGAACGCAACCUGUAUCGAUUCUGCAAAUGGGACAUAUACCUGUCAAUGUAAAGAAGGAUUCACAGGCAAUGGCUUCAAUUGUACUGAUAUUAAUGAAUGUUCAAGUGAGUUUCUUCCUUGCUCAAAUUGCUCAAAUACAGUUGGAGGAUAUUCAUGUGGCUGUGAAAAAGGUUUUGACGGAGAAAAUUGUACUGAUAUUGAUGAAUGCCAGACGGGGAGGCAUAUUUGUCAUCCCAGGGCAAAAUGCACCAACACUUAUGGAAGCUAUAACUGCACCUGUGAUGCAGACUACUAUGAGGAAGGUGAUGAUGGGACUUGGUGCUCAGGAUGCCCAGGAAAUUCUUGGACAAAAUGGAUCGAUGCUGAUAUUGGAUAUGAAUACCGAGACAACAACAAGAUUUACUCCUAUGCAAUGGGUCGAGGGGAUUUUGAGCUCCUUUCUCUUAUAAAAGAUCAAUUGCACAGCACAAAUAUUUGUGCAAAUCCAACUAAUGCAAUGGCACAAGUAACAAACGGAAAACAUUAUCUUGAAGGAGAAGACAAAGUACAUAUGAGUAUCAAUGGAAUUUACUGUUUGAAUUACGAGCAAAAUGAUAGAAACUGCAAUAACUAUAAUGUGAAGUUUUGUUGUCCACCAGAAAACAAAUGUUUAAGUGGAACACAUAAUUGCAGUGGCAAUACGCUUUGCAAUAUUACUGAUGACGGAUAUACAUGUUUAUGUAUUGAUGGUUUUACUGGUGACGGAUACAAUUGUACUGACGUAGAUGAAUGCAUGACUGAUAACAAAUGUCACAGCAAGGCUCAAUGUAUCAACACCAUUGGGAGUUACGAAUGCAAUUGUAAGCCGGGUUAUACUGGAAACGGAACCAAUUGCAAUGAUAUCAAUGAAUGUGAAGUAUUAGAAAAUUGUGAUGGUUGUUGGAAUUAUGCAGGUGGCGUAAUGUGUACUUGUAAUGAAGGAUUGACAGGUUGGAUAGAGUACGGCGGUAGGGGUCAAUCUUUUAUCUAUACCGUCAACAAUUAUGACAACGUUACUUGUCCUCGUCUUUUGUACAACUGUUCAUUUGUAAACAAUCGCUGUCAAUGCAAUCAAACUCUCAGAGAAAUAAAUACCUAUUGCUUCAAAGUUGACCAAUGCACAUCAGGACAGCACGAUUGCGACGAGAACGCAACUUGUAUCGAUUCUGCAAACGGAACAUAUUCAUGUCAAUGUAAAGAAGGUUUCACAGGCAAUGGCUUCAAUUGUACUGAUAUUAACGAAUGUUGGAAUGAUCUUCCGCCUUGUUCAAAUUGUUCAAAUACAGUUGGAGGAUAUUCAUGUGGCUGUAAAAAAGGUUUUGACGGAGAAAAUUGUACUGAUAUUGAUGAAUGCCGGACGGGAAAGCAUAAUUGUCAUCCCAGAGCAAAAUGUACCAACACACAUGGAGGUUAUAAUUGCACCUGUGCUGCUGAUUAUUAUGUGAAAGGUGAUGAUGGGACUUGGUGCUCAGGAUGCCCUGGAGAUUCUUGGACAAAAUGGAUUGACGCUGAUGUCGGUUACCGGUACUGGUACCUUUUUUAUCCUUAUGCUGAAGGUCGAGGGGAUUUCGAGCUUCUUUCUCUGAUAAAAGAUCAAUUGCACAACACAAAUAUUUGUGCAAAUCCAACUAAUGCGAUGGCACAAGUAGAAAACGGAAAACAUUAUCUUGAGGGGGGAGACAAAGUACAUAUGAGCAUCGAUGGAAUUUACUGUUUGCAUUCUGAGCAAGAAGAUGGAAGUUGCAAUAACUAUAAUGUGAAGUUUUGUUGCCCAGAUAACACCUCGGUAAUGAAUUCCACCAAAUCAGAUAAUACCACCUCAGUGAAUUCCACCGAACCAACAGAAUCAAUCUCAUGGUUGGGAUCAAUUACUGAAGGACAAUCAGAAAUUAUCACAACGUUUGUAUGUAUUGGGAGUCCAAUUGACGUACAAUGGACAAAAUCACCUGCAGGAUCGACUUUCCUGUACAAAUUACAGAAUAAAGAUCGUACAACCAACAAAAUAAAACAAACAAGUGUGCAAAUGCUUCUGCCUGGAGACCAACUAUUUAAGGUAACAAGGAUGCUAUCACCUUCCCCAGACUUUUGCGUUACGUCAACAAAGAUAUCUUCUGAUAAGAAUGACAUCACUGUUGAACAGGUUGCCAGAAUUGAGCAGAACCGAAUGAAUUCAGUUAGUAAAGUGAUACACAAACUGCAGUCAAAAACCGUUAGAUUGACUUUCGUUGAUUUUGAAUGAGAAUUGCAGUCUCUGAUAACUUUCCAAAGACUUGACUGAAAGUUAUUUUAUAUGUUUGCGAAUUUAUUACAGACAGUUUUUGAAAAUCGAGAAACUUGCAGUUCAGAUCGCUCUGCUUUUUUCCCUGUAUGCAAUAACGUCCAUUAUUGACAAUUGCUCAGUUGUAAAUUCUAUGCUUAUAGCUUUUUCUUUACAUGGGCAGUAGCAGAAACAUUAAUCCAAUCUAUCGAUCUGAUAAGUGUUUCCUUUUACUUCUCAUCUUUCGGUAGUUGACCAGUGAUGACCACAAACUAUAUAUAACUGCGAGAUGAAGAAUAAAUCUCAUUUCACUAUUUUUAAAUAAAUAUAACCUUAUGUAUUUAUAUUGAUCCUUCUGUUUAUAAUGAAUGUUUUCCCAUAUUUCAUCAGAGUGAAAUUGUAUUAUCACUCAUCCCCUCCCCUUCCAAAAUCUUUCUCCUAGUAUGAUCAUAGUUUGCAUGUUAUUCAAUGUAUUUAUAUUAUUGAAUCAUUCAAUUUGUUUGUGUCAGGUCGACUGUCUUUAUAAUUCGCCAGGGGUUAUGCGUUACAUAAUUGUGUUUUAGGUCAACAAGACCUUGUAUGCGCGCCCUGUCUCACAAUAUCUGA
Molecule: messenger RNA, 8276 nt
Organism: Styela clava
Lineage: Eukaryota; Metazoa; Chordata; Ascidiacea; Stolidobranchia; Styelidae
Source: RefSeq, a predicted model, not a curated record